Coniophora puteana RWD-64-598 SS2 is the source of this 1856-nucleotide messenger RNA. RefSeq lists its product as uncharacterized. Bases 106 to 1851 code for a protein of 581 amino acids. The transcript is spliced from 3 exons. The record is from RefSeq and is a predicted model, not a curated record. NCBI's taxonomy places the organism in Eukaryota, Fungi, Basidiomycota, Agaricomycetes, Boletales, Coniophoraceae.
CCCGCUCGGUGUCUUCGAGGGACAAUCGCGCGUUUACGGAAGCAGAGGCGCCCAAGACAUUCGCCUAUUAGAUCAUCAGUGAAACCAAGGACUAUCAAACCAUCCAUGGACUACCUUAACAAUGUCCCAGCUGAAGUGUGGGACUCUAUCUCCGACCAGCUGUAUGAUCCAGGAGACCUCCGCAACUUCGUUAGAGUCUGCAGGGCUUUCUGGGCUAGAAGACAUCGCACGCUCCUGGGGGUCAUCACCUGGGACGGCUUCCCCCAGCAGUCGAAUGACAUCAAGUUCCUCCAGGACCACCCCACCAUGAGCGCCUAUCCACGUUCACUCACCGUCAACGCACGUAUCUCGGGCUACCACGUCCGACAAGAAGACCAUGAGCCUAUUGAUUGGGAAGACUGGUUCGCGCGCGUGCAUCCCCCUCUCGCCGGACACAGUGACUCUAUCCGUCCCAGGACCAGCGAGAUGCCCGGCCCGUGCGGCUCAUUCAUUCAUUUGUGUGUCGAAUGGCGCGUUUUACAUACUAUGCACCCCUUCAUCGCUCUGCAACGACUUACAUUUCACGGGCUGCAGCUUACGGCGGCAGACCUCACCAUUACACUGCACUUCCCCAAUAUCCGUCGGCUGGAGGCCACCACCUGUCAAUUUCUCCCUAACAAUGCGGAUAGUUUCGACGACGGUGUCUGCUCACAUUCUCUACCCUUCCUCCUUCGCCUCCCUAUCACCCACCUGACUCUUCUGGAUCUGGAAGGCCCCUUGACCGACGAUGGCAUUCUCCUCGCGGAGAAUGAGCUCAACAAGGUUGCCGCGCUCGCUGCGUGUCCCACCUUACAACAUUUGCGCUUCGACGUUUCUUCUCGUGUUGCCUGCGUCGUCAAGGGCAGCCACUACCCUCCCUCCCCGCUCGCGAUGACCCUCAAUCCACCGGCGGGACUACUCACUGUCGAGGCACUGCUGCCACGGAAGGAUACGUACGAGCGGGAGACCGAGACGCGACAUGAGUACCGUAACCUCGAAGUCGUCUCGAGAGACCUCUCGAGCUUCGUGUCGCAAUGCACCGCGCUUGAUUCGCUGACCAUUCACGGGUAUAUGCCAGUAGGAUCCUUCUGUGUUGCGCCCCCCGAUUCGCUCCUGAACCUGGAGGUUCUUCGUGGCCCUGAGGCGGUUCUGCGGGCCAUCAACCCUAAGAACUCUUCUCUGCGCGUGCUUGAUGUGUACGAAGGGCUCUCGACGGCUCAGUCGAUCGUGCGCUGGCUGGAGGAACAAGGAAAUAUGGCUAAGGCGGACAAUAAUCGUUUAUGCGUUGAGGAAUUUCGCGUGUACACGGAUAGAUGGGAUGAAGAAGUUGUCGGCGUCUCCCAGGCGCACUUCGGCAAGAGCCUGAGAACGCUCGACGUACGAUAUCGGCUCGGUGGCCCGGACGAGGAUGCCCUUUUGAGCCUCGGGCCGCGCCUGCUCGUCGACUUCCCCGCGCUGGAGCGUGUGUACUUCUAUCGUGUCCUCCUCCCCCGCCCGAAGAAGACGCCAAGGCGCUACUGGCGCACCAUCCCCGUCGAACAUAUCGAAGAGCAGUCAUCAUAUGCGUAUGGAGAGGUGCAGGGAGGCGUCGAGGUAGAUAUGAGAGACGAAAGCAAGGGAUGUAUCCCUCUCAACACGGAUGUGGAUGCGGAAGGAGAUGAGAUGGAAGGAGUGGUGGUAAGGUUCUGGGGGAAGAAUUGUCCUAGACUUCGAGAGAUCGGGCUGAGGUUGGGGGUAGUGUGGAGACGCGAAGGAGAAAAAGGAGUGUGGAGGCGUGCGAGGUAUCGUUUCGAGGGAAGCAAGAGGGUGUUCGAUACUGAGGGGCAGGCGUGAAAGGG